AUGACUGAGGAAGUGAUUGUUCCUGUAUACGCCACAGGGAUCUCUGCCCAACUACAGAAAGAACGGGACCAGGAGCUGGGUAUAGGAAAACACGAAAAUGCUGUGAAGUUUCUGGGACAGGAAUUUGAGCGGAUUCAGCAAGAGUGCUUGGCAAAUGGAACUCUGUUUAAAGAUGACACUUUUCCUCCUAGUGCUUAUUCAUUGGGUUUUAAAGAACUUGGCCCAAAUUCCUCCAAGACCUACGGAGUUAAAUGGGUCCGGCCUUCGCAACUUGUGUCUAAUCCUCAGUUUAUAGUGGAUGGUGCUACAAGGACAGACAUCUGCCAAGGGGCUCUCGGUGACUGUUGGCUCCUUGCUGCUAUAGCAUCUCUUACAUUGAAUGAUACUCUUCUCCAUCGAGUGGUUCCUCAUGGUCAGAGCUUCCAGCAGAACUAUGCAGGAGUGUUCCAUUUCCAGCUCUGGCAGUAUGGCGAGUGGGUGGAUGUCGUAAUUGACGAUUACCUUCCAGUUAAAGAUGGGAAGCUGGUCUUUGUACAUUCAGCCUCUGGUAACGAAUUCUGGAGUGCACUGCUGGAAAAAGCCUAUGCCAAAGCUAAUGGAUGUUAUGAGGCUCUCUCAGGUGGGAGCACUUCUGAGGGCUUUGAAGACUUUACUGGAGGAGUAACUGAGUGGUAUGAGCUGAAAAAACCACCAGCUGACCUGUUCACGAUCAUCUCAAAGGCUUUGGAGAGGGGAUCCCUCAUGGGCUGCUCCAUUGAUAUCAGUGGUGUAGCAGAUAUGGAAGCUGUAACCUUCAAAAAAUUGGUCAAAGGUCAUGCAUACUCACUCACUGGAGCCAAAGAGGUUAAUUUCAGAGGCCAAAGUACUAAAUUAGUUCGAAUGAGGAAUCCCUGGGGUGAAGUUGAAUGGACUGGUGCCUGGAGUGAUAGUUCAAAUGAGUGGAAUUAUGUGGAUCCAUCAGAGAGAGAUCUCAGACUACAAAUGGAAGAUGGUGAAUUUUGGAUGUCAUUUCAAGAAUUUCUUCGGGAAUUUUCGCGUCUAGAAAUUUGCAAUCUCACACCAGAUGCCUUGAAAGCCCGCAAAAUUCGCAAAUGGAACACAACAUUUUAUCAUGGAAACUGGAGAAAAGGGAGCACAGCUGGUGGUUGUAGAAACUAUCCAGCUACGUUCUGGAUUAACCCACAGUUCAAAAUAAAGCUGGAUUAUGAGGAUGAAGAUGAUGACUAUGGCAAUGAAAAAGGCUGCACCUUCCUCCUUGCCCUCAUGCAGAAACACCGAAGAAAAGAGAGAAGAUUUUGGGAAGGACAUGGAGACAAUCGGUUUUGCCGUCUAUGAGGUAUGGCAGUGAGUUCAUAGGACAGUCAGCUGUGCAUCUCAAGCGUGACUUCUUCCUAGGCAACGCAUCUCGUGCACGUUCCGAGCAGUUCAUUAACCUGCGAGAAGUUAGCACCCGACACAAGCUUCCUCCCGGAGAAUACAUAGUAGUGCCUUCCACCUUUGAACCCAAUGUUGAGGGAGACUUUGUCCUGAGAGUCUUUUCAGAAAAUCGACAUGGGACUGUUGAAAUGGAUGAUCCAAUAGUAGCUGAUUUACCCACUGAGCAAGCUGUAACUGAAGCAGACCUUGAUGAAGGAUUUAAAAACCUUUUCAAACAACUUGCUGGUGCGGACAUGGAGGUUAGCGUUGGGGAGCUACAGACCAUAUUAAACAAAAUUAUAUCCAAACAUAAAGACCUUCGCACUAAAGGAUUUAGCUUGGAGUCUAGUCGCAGUAUGGUGAAUCUCAUGGAUAAAGAUGGGAAUGGAAAACUUGGAAUGUUGGAGUUUAAUAUCCUGUGGAAUAAAAUUAAACAUUAUCUGACUGUUUUCAGAAAGUAUGACGUGGACAAAUCAGGAAGCAUGAAUGCCUAUGAAAUGCGCAUGGCAGUGGAGUCUGCAGGAUUCAAACUGAGCAACACCUUGCAUCAGCUGAUUAUCACCAGAUAUUCUGAGCCUGAUCUGUCUGUGAAUUUCGAUAGCUUUGUGUGUUGUCUGAUCAGACUGGAGACCAUGUUCCGAUUUUUCCAAACCAUGGAUACAGACAAAGAUGGUGUCAUCAACUUCACCCUUUUCACUUGGCUCCAGAUGACGAUGUUUGCGUAG
Molecule: messenger RNA, 2141 nt
Organism: Staurois parvus
Lineage: Eukaryota; Metazoa; Chordata; Amphibia; Anura; Ranidae
Source: the annotation of a GenBank genome assembly